AACUCUAAAUUCAGCAAUCAUUCGCCUUCUCCCCUUGUCUCUCUGUCUCUCUCUCCAUUUUACACACACACACACUAGAAUUCUCUAUUUAUUACUCCUAACAUCCAAAUCGUUUUUUGCUUCAUUUCUCUAAUUCUUUGGAUCUGUAGAAGAAGAAGGAGAAAAGAUCAAACAUGGUUGAGACCAGACGCAGCUCUUCGUCCUCCUAAGGGUUCUCUCUCUUCUCCCUCCUCUCCUAUUUCUAACGGCAAGCACUCCAAGGCGGCGGAGGCAUUGUCAUCGUCGAUUAAUGAUACGCUUGGGGAGAAAAUCCAGGGUGAGUUGAAUGAAUCAGGGCCUGAAUCUGCUGAACAAGAGCGGGGUGAUUUUGAGGGGCGCAAGUUAGCAAAGAUGGGGCCGAUGUCUCAUUCAUCUACUUUCCUCCUCCCAAAUCUUCCUACCGACAACGGGCCUGCUCUAACGUAUGCGCUUGUUAUCCUUAACCAACGCCUCCCUCGAUUCACUCCUUUGCUCUGGGAGCACGCACAGGUUCAUGUUUGCGCUGACGGUGGAGCGAAUAGGGUGUUUGAUGAAUUGCCCUGCUUUUUUCCUCAUGACGACCCUUCUGAUAUUCGUAAGAGGUACAAGCCAUAUGCUAUAAAAGGAGAUAUGGAUUCAAUCAGAACUGAUGUUCUUGACUUUUAUAGAGGCCUGGGGACCAAGAUAAUUGAUGAAUCUCAUGAUCAAGAUACCACAGAUCUUCAUAAAUGUGUUGCAUAUAUUCUUGAAUUACUAAACCCAGAACAUCCAAAUUUGUGUAUUCUAGCCACCGGAGCACUUGGUGGAAGGUUUGACCAUGAGAUGGGAAAUAUUAAUGUCAUAUGCCGUUUCCCGUCCAUGCCGAUUAUUCUUCUCUCUGAUGACUGCCUCAUCCAACUUCUUCCGAGUACACAUCAUCACAAGAUUCAUAUCCAGUCCUCUGUUGAGGGCCCGCAUUGCGGACUCAUACCCAUUGGAACGGCUGGUGGAAGAACCACAACCACAGGUCUCAAAUGGAAUUUGGACAAGACAGAAAUGAGGUUUGGUGGUUUAGUCAGUACAUCUAAUAUCGUGAAAGAGAACAUAGUAACAGUGCAAUCUGAAUCUGACCUCCUAUGGACGAUUUCUAUAAAAAAAGAAUGAAGGAUGCAGCUUGCAGAUGA
Messenger RNA from Nicotiana tabacum (common tobacco), 1181 nucleotides. Its product is annotated as thiamine pyrophosphokinase 2. Lineage: Eukaryota; Viridiplantae; Streptophyta; Magnoliopsida; Solanales; Solanaceae. Gene Ontology annotation, biological process: thiamine diphosphate biosynthetic process; thiamine metabolic process. Gene Ontology annotation, molecular function: ATP binding; thiamine diphosphokinase activity; thiamine binding. The record is from RefSeq and is a predicted model, not a curated record.